AAAAAAAAACACAGUAAUAAAACAAACGCAAGUAGCAAAGGCGAAGGUCGGCUUCAGCUGCCUCCCUAAACGCCUCCUUAACAAACUAAGCGUAGGUCAGUUUCUCUCCUUACAACAACUAAGCAUCUUAGGUUAAAUUAUCCAUACUUAUAUUGAUUUUUUUCCCCCUUUUUGCUGUUUGUGAUCCUUAAUUUAUAUUUCUCUACUUUAAUUUUGUUUUUAUUUAAAACAUCAUCAAUCGUCUGUUCAUCCAUCUUCAUCAAUCGAGUCAUUGACUUGAUCACUGUGGAAUAUGGAGGGUUUAAUGAGCAAGCUAAGGAGUUUGGACGCUUAUCCUAAAAUCAAUGAGGAUUUCUACAGCCGUACACUCUCCGGUGGCAUUAUCACUAUCGCCUCAUCCAUUGUCAUGCUUCUCCUCUUCAUCUCCGAGCUCAGGUUGUAUCUCCAUGCCGUGACUGAAACAAAGCUUGUGGUGGAUACUUCAAGAGGGGAGACUUUACGUAUCAACUUUGACAUCACCUUUCCAGCCCUUCCAUGUUCUAUUCUCAGCCUUGAUGCAAUGGACAUCAGUGGAGAGCAGCAUCUUGAUGUAAAACAUGAUAUUUUCAAGAAAAGACUAGAUUCUAAUGGCAAUGUAAUAGAAUUACGGCAAGAUGGUAUUGGUGCUCCUAAGAUUGAAAAGCCUUUGCAGAGACAUGGUGGCAGGCUUGAGCAUAAUGAGACAUAUUGUGGUUCAUGUUAUGGUGCUGAAGCGUCAGAUGAGGAGUGUUGUAAUUCUUGUGAGGAAGUUCGUGAAGCAUAUCGAAGGAAAGGUUGGGCAAUGUCAAAUCCGGAUUUGAUUGACCAGUGCAAAAGGGAAGGUUUUCUACAAAGGAUUAAGGAUGAGGCAGGUGAAGGGUGCAAUAUUUAUGGAUUUUUGGAAGUUAAUAAGGUGGCUGGUAAUUUUCACUUUGCACCUGGCAAGAGCUUUCAACAAUCAAAUGUUCACGUACAUGAUCUGCUGGCAUUUCAAAAGGACAGUUUUAAUAUAAGUCACAAGGUCAACAGGCUAGCUUUUGGAGAUUAUUUUCCUGGUAUUGUGAAUCCUCUUGAUGGCGUGCAUUGGACACAAGAAACUCCCAGUGGAUUGUACCAGUACUUUAUCAAGGUUGUACCUACUGUAUACACAGAUGUCAGUGGGCACACAAUUCAGUCAAACCAGUUUUCUGUGACCGAACAUUUUAGAAGUGAAGAAGUCGGUCGCCUUCUUCAAUCCGUCCCAGGAGUUUUCUUCUUUUAUGACCUUUCUCCAAUUAAGGUUACUUUCACAGAGGAGCAUAUAUCAUUCUUGCACUUCCUGACCAAUGUAUGCGCUAUUGUUGGAGGUGUUUUCACCGUUUCUGGAAUACUGGAUUCAUUUAUAUAUCAUGGGCAAAAGGCAAUCAAGAAGAAGAUGGAAAUCGGUAAAUUUAGUUGAUAGCACAACUGAUUGGCCUGGUUUGCUGCUGUAUUCAGUUUGGUCUGUCAGUAACUGGCUUCGCAAAUAGAAUUGGGUUGAACGACGAGAAGUGGAGUUGGCCAGCGGCUUUGGAUCACAACUAACUUUCAGUAAAGAUUCAUGAUGUAUGAUCAAUGAAUUAGAAUUAUUUUUAUAGUUCAUUUUAUAUGUGCAAUGAAAUGUCCCUCUCGGUCUCAUUCUGGUUAAUGCAAUGGCACUGCUGAUACAAAAAUCUAUGUGAAAGGGAUUUUCAUUGUUUCCUUGGCUAAGAACUCGAAAGAAUUCACAAGUGGGUAUGGAGAAACAACCGAGCCAUUUUUGUUUGA
Manihot esculenta (cassava) is the source of this 1803-nucleotide messenger RNA. Its product is annotated as endoplasmic reticulum-Golgi intermediate compartment protein 3. Bases 293 to 1456 code for a protein of 387 amino acids. NCBI's taxonomy places the organism in Eukaryota, Viridiplantae, Streptophyta, Magnoliopsida, Malpighiales, Euphorbiaceae. Gene Ontology annotation, cellular component: COPII-coated ER to Golgi transport vesicle; endoplasmic reticulum. The record is from RefSeq and is a predicted model, not a curated record. The transcript is spliced from 13 exons.